AUGACAAACCAGGAAUUCAGGACAUUGGCUUACACGAAGAGUCCGAAAACAUCAAGAAGGACAACAUUUCAGGAUGAACUUCAGGCUGCUGUCUCUGCCAGAGCGACUAAGUCUAAAACAGAUCAAUACUUAGAUGACUUCAGUGAAGAUGAGGACGAUUUUUUGAAAGAACUCCUCAAAUCAAGACAAAAGAAGUCUAAAGCGUUGAAGGUUGGAAAGAGCAAAGCCAAAAUCAACGACUUUGAGCUCUCAGACGACGAAGGCAAACAUGGGAGGACAAAGAGAGUUUCAUUCCUGAAAACGCAAAAAAAUCCCUCAAAAGACACUAUGGCAUCAGAGUCACAUGAAAACGAGCCACCGGACUCCCCCACCGGUGGCUAUAACGAUGACUCACUUCCCUCACAACACUCCGUAAAUGUCAGUGAAGAUAACGUACAAUUUAACAACGAUAGUGUGGAAUCUACCAAGCCACAAAGUCCAAGAGAGAACUCAAGUAAAUCUCUGUCAUACCAAACAUCGGACGAUACUCUGCUGGACUUGCCUCUUCCUUUACCAUCUGACGGCAGUGUGGUGGACUCUCCAGGUCCUGGUGUUUCUGAAAGCACAGACGAGAGGAAAGACUUAUCAGAAACGGAUCUCAAACACAUGUCCUCAGCAGACAGUGUUAAUGAGAGGGAGCCACCCAGACCCAAACCAAGACAAAGGAAUCUGGGACUGAGCUUCCAAACACAAGAGAAGAUAGCUGAAGAUGCCGAAUCUCAGGAUACCAGCAGGCCCCAGACUUCCUCUGCAUCUAUUCCCCUCUCCUCUGAUACAUCUAGCAACAUCACUAAACUCUCAUCUUCUCAUUGGGCAGAGGGGGAUCACGCUGGUUCACCUAGUUUCAGCAAAUUAUCUUCAAAUAGAAGUGAGCAGUCACAACACUUCACCAAGUCCACACUUGAUUCUGGGUCCAGAGAUGACUUUAUUUCAGAUGACAGCAAAGAGCAGGAGAGAAAGUAUUCUACAUCAUUUGAAGAAUUUCAUGAGUCAAGACGUCACUCAGAUCAUUCUGUUGCUCAAGUCACUCGUGUCCUUAAAAAAUCACCUGAUAGCAGGACAUCGAGUUCUCACUCUAAGAGCUCUCAAAGACCCCAGAGUGCGGGCUCCAGGAAAAUAGAAUCAAAGUAUUUGGGGAGUCUCAAAGUUCUGGAUCGUGAAGUGUCCCUGCAAGAGUCUCCGCAACAAGGAGCAGAUUCACUCAGAGCUGCUAUAUACCAGGAAUGGCUCAAAAAGAAAAAGGAAAAGUUAAGAGAGAACAUGCUAUUGAAGAAGAAAGAGGAGCUUCUGAAAGAAAAAAAGAAACAGGAAGAAGAAGCUAAAAAGGAAGAAGCUGUUGCAUCAUAUGAGGCCUGGAAAGAAAAUAAAGCCCAGAGCCUCAAAGCAAAAGCCAAAGAAAAGCAGGAUGUGAUCAGAAAGGAGCAAAGAGCUAUUGAAGAGAGAGAGAGAAAAAAGGAAUCUGCUACACAGGUGUUUGAAAAAUGGAAACAAGACCAUGAUCAUCUACUCAAAGAAAAGUACAGAAAACAAAGAGAGGCUGAGAGUAAACUUCAGCUAAAUAAACAAGAAAAAGAGGAAGAAAGAAAGCGAGACAGCAGAUCAGCGUUUUCUGACUGGUGUGAAAAAAAGAAAGAUUCUAUGAAUAACAAAGUCACGAUGGAGCUCAAGGAAACCAAAAGUAAAGCAGAGGAAGAACAGUACAUGAAAGAAGAGAGAGAUAAAGAAGCUUUAGAGAUGUAUGAACACUGGUUGGCAAGGAAAGAGCUGGAACAUAAAAGAAUGAGAGAAGAAAGACGGAUACAAGCAAUACUGCAGGACAGUCCGCCUCCACCUUGGAGUCCUCCUAGUAAAACUAUACCAUUUCGAAAAUAA
Scomber japonicus (chub mackerel) is the source of this 1911-nucleotide messenger RNA. RefSeq names its product microtubule-associated protein 9 (gene map9). NCBI's taxonomy places the organism in Eukaryota, Metazoa, Chordata, Actinopteri, Scombriformes, Scombridae. Gene Ontology annotation, biological process: regulation of mitotic cytokinesis; mitotic spindle assembly; mitotic cytokinesis. Gene Ontology annotation, cellular component: astral microtubule. The record is from RefSeq and is a predicted model, not a curated record. Gene Ontology annotation, molecular function: microtubule binding. The coding region runs from base 1 to 1911 and encodes 636 amino acids. The transcript is spliced from 13 exons.